This is a messenger RNA of Prorocentrum cordatum, 318 nucleotides long. The record is from the annotation of a GenBank genome assembly. NCBI's taxonomy places the organism in Eukaryota, Dinophyceae, Prorocentrales, Prorocentraceae.
AUGAACAGGCGCGGUCUGCAGCGGCCGCCGCCGACGACGCAGGAGAACAAGGAUCGCCCCGGAGGACGGCAGCCCAGCGCGAGAGCGCACCGCCUCCAGGCGAUCUGGGCGCGGCUCUGGCUCAACGGCCUGCCCCUCGACGCGUGGAGCGCCGCAGGACGUUGUGCCGACCAGCACGAGCCCCACGUGCGCGGGGAGCAGCAGGCCAAGCUCGCCCGGCUCGGGCUCUCAGAGCCCGUGCGGCGUCCAGGAGGAGCUGCACCACCGACACUGGAGCAGCGGCAGCUUCAGCGCCGAGGACUCGGAGUCGACGGCUAG